Molecule: messenger RNA, 660 nt
Organism: Rhododendron vialii
Lineage: Eukaryota; Viridiplantae; Streptophyta; Magnoliopsida; Ericales; Ericaceae
Exons: 2
Coding region: 1-660 (219 amino acids)
Biological process (GO): chloroplast organization; regulation of DNA-templated transcription
Cellular component (GO): chloroplast
Molecular function (GO): double-stranded DNA binding
Source: RefSeq, a predicted model, not a curated record
AUGUAUGAUACGUGGAUGCUUGCUUCUUUGUUGCCAAUGAAUGCUUUGGGAUAUCGGAUUCCAAAAGCCCCAACUUUGGAGCUUUCCUGGCAUUGGAGCACCUUUGCCUCUGCUGCUGCUACUGCCUUGUUUCCAUCAAGUGAAACACUAGAAGAAAAGGUAUCAGUAGAAAGGGUUGGAGCCCGUCCAAAGGACUCAAAAGAUGUUUUUUGGAGUUGGGGUUGCAGUGAUAGUGAUAUAGCAAAGAUAUUUCAACGGCGACCUUCUUUGCGGAAUGUUGAUCUUGCCAACCUUCAGUCCAAACUCAACUUGCUUUCUGGGUUGGGCCUCUCAUCUACUGACCUUGUAAAGAUCAUUAACUGUCGCCCCCGCUUCCUUGGUAGUCGCAUUAAUAAGUUCUUUGACGGGCGCCUAGAUUAUCUCCAAGAAUUGUUUGGGUCAAGGGAAGUACUUCUAAAAGCCAUUAUACGGAAUCCUUCCCUCCUCACCUAUGACUUUUAUACCAAAAUCAAACCUGUCGUUGCCACAUACGAAGACAUGGGUGUUAGUAGAAAGGAUUUGAUUGCUAUGCUUCUUUCUCGCCCCACUUUAAUUCCCAGAACCUCUAUCAAUGAUGAGAAGUUGGAGUACAUUCGCAAGACUGGGAUCUCCAGGGAUUAA